Messenger RNA from Chlorocebus sabaeus (green monkey), 4986 nucleotides. It is a transcript of the gene ZNF333, whose product is annotated as zinc finger protein 333. Gene Ontology annotation, cellular component: nucleus. NCBI's taxonomy places the organism in Eukaryota, Metazoa, Chordata, Mammalia, Primates, Cercopithecidae. Gene Ontology annotation, biological process: regulation of transcription by RNA polymerase II. Gene Ontology annotation, molecular function: RNA polymerase II cis-regulatory region sequence-specific DNA binding; DNA-binding transcription factor activity, RNA polymerase II-specific. The record is from RefSeq and is a predicted model, not a curated record.
GUUGCUCAGGAUCAUCUUGAACUCCUGGCCUCCUGUGAUCCUCCCACCUCAGCCACCCAAGUAGCUGGGACUACAGGUGUGAGCCAGUGGGCCCAGCCAUUACUCACCUCUUGUCAGGAGCAAGCUCCACCUGGAGAAAAGGCUCCUGAGGAGUUGAAAGGAGGCAGGAAAUAUUUCUGGAGGAGCCUGGAUUUGGAUGAGAGAACUGGCCAGAGAGAGGCUGCUUUGAUUGGAAAGAAUGUGGGGAAGUUGCUGGGCAUCCUUCUCUUCUUAGGAGACCUGUCUAGACUCCACACUGGAAGGAAGCCCUUUUCAGUGUGGAAAAGUCUUCCAUACGAGCUUGUACAUUAACAGUACAGGAGAAAAUAUACACUGAGUCCCCACCAUCCCCUCUUUGGCCCUAAAUUCCUUCCCCCUCAAACGAUAGGACCUUCCAAAGUUUGGGUUCCCAUUCCUGAGUGUUGGUGAAAGUUAGGGUUAGGGUUUGGAUAGAAAGAGGCACAGAGCUCAGCUUCACUCCCCAGGUGGGGCCUGUUAGUCCCAGGGUCAGUGAGAACCCCGGGAUCCCUCAGUCAGUGCCCCUUCCCCUGUGUCAUGGAUGGGUGUCAGCAUCAGAGAUGCCCCACCCAGUGGAUAGGGUGCAGUGGCCUACGUUUUAGAGACCCAUACUCCACUUCUUUGCCAGGGAAGCUUCUGGAACACCGAGAAGCCUCAACCUGUGCAGCCUGGGGUGGGCUGCAGAUCAGCCAAAACUCACAACCUGCCUGGCUGCAACAGACCCCUGGGCAGCCGACAGCCCUCCUCACUCCCCAGACCCUGCUCAUUCUUGGUUUACACUCUUGUUUUGGUGGAGAACACCCUCCAGUAGCUCCUUGGGAACAGGUGCUUGGGUUUUGAGACCUUGAGUUCUGAGAAUGUCUUAUCAGGGCUGCUGGAUUGCAGGUUCCUCAUCCGAUGUGGUGGUUGUGAUAAGCCUCAUUACAGAACAUCCUUUUUCCUUUCUUACCUUUUUACAUAGACAUGGGGUCUUGUUCUCUCGCCUAGGCAGGAGUGCACCGGCAUGAUUGUAGCUCCCUGUAGCUUCGAACUUCUUAGCUCAAGCGCUCUUCCUGCCUCAGUCUCCUCCCGAGUAGCUGGGACUACAGGCGUGCACCACCAUGUCUGGCUAAUUUUAAAAAAUUGUUUUGGAGAGAAGUCUCGCUGUGUUGUGCAGGCUGGCAAUUGCAGGGCAUUCUGUGUGUCGUGUAGCCCCCAGUGCUUGUUGAAUGAAGGGAUGAAUGGAUAAGGUGUUGCAGAAGGCGUCCCCAGGUCCCAUCCUCCACCCCCAUAUCUCUCUUGCUCAGCAGGUGGACCCCAUGUGAAGAAAGGAGAGAGGGAGAGAGAAUGAGCCACGAGGGCCCGGUGCCCUCUUCAUUUCUGUGGGCUCUCUCCUUUCAGUACAGGGCUCCAGCGCCCUCCACAGAACUCCACACCCAGCCCAGCAAGCCCCUCUGUGAUGGGUGCUGAGAGUGGCAGGCAUGGGGCUCUUGUUACAUCAGAGCUCCAGGAAACAGGCAGUCACAGACUAUUCUGAGUGGGCAGAAGAGGUCCACCUAUGGACACAUAUUUAGAGAAGCUGAGGAGUUCAUCACUGAAGACAUCCAGCCCGUGAGUAGUAGAGGGGCCAGGGCUGUUCCUGAGGAUGCAGCUGGUGCCCUCCAUAGGAGUGAAGGAGACACCAUUGACUCAAGAGGACCGGCCAGCUCUCCAGGAGUCGCCUUGGUCUCCAGGAUGCACGGGACUGAAGGCCGCUGUGCAGAUUCAGAGGGUGUUGAUACCAGUGCCUACGCUGGGCCACCCCGACCCGUGGGUGGCCGGGGAUUCUGCUGUGCCUGCACGGGACCCUGCCUGGCUUCAGGAGGACAGAGUAGAGGAAGAAGCUAUGGCUCCUGGGCUGCCAACUGCCUGUUCACAGGAACCAGUCACCUUUGCAGAUGUGGCUGUGGUGUUCACCCCAGAAGAAUGGGUGUUUCUGGACUCUACUCAGAGGAGCCUGUAUAGAGAUGUGAUGCUGGAGAACUAUAGGAACCUGGCCUCUGUGGCUGAUCAACUGUGCAAACCCAAUGCAUUGUCUUAUUUGGAACAAAGAGGAGAGCAGUGGACCACUGACAGAGGCAUCCUCUCAGACACCUGUGCAGAGCCUCAACUUCAACCCCAAAAGGCAAUUCCUAGCCAAGAUCCUUUUACGGAGAUUCUGUCCAUUGAUGUGAAAGGGGAGCAACCUCAGCCUCGAGAAAAACUCUAUAAAUAUAAUGAACUUGAGAAACCUUUUAACAGCAUCGAACCACUUUUCCAGUACCAGAGAAUUCAUGCUGGAGAGGUGUCCUAUGAAUGUCAAGAGAGUAGAAAUUCCUUCUUCCAGAGCACCCAUCUAAUCGUGCCUGAGAAAAUCCGUAGUGGGGAUAAAACCUAUGCAUGUACCAAAUGUGAAAAAUCCUUCAGAUACAGCUCUGACCUUAUCAGGCAUGAGAAGACUCAUACUGCAGAGAAGUGCUUUGACUGUCAAGAAUGUGGGCAAGCCUUCAAAUAUUCCUCGAAUCUCCGGCGACACAUGAGAACCCAUACUGGAGAGAAGCCAUUUGAAUGUAGUCAGUGUGGGAAAACCUUCACAAGGAACUUUAACCUGAUUUUGCACCAGAGAAACCACACAGGGGAGAAGCCCUAUGAGUGUAAAGAUUGUGGGAAAGCCUUCAAUCAGCCAUCAUCCCUUAGGAGCCACGUGAGAACUCACACUGGAGAGAAGCCCUUUGAAUGCACCCAGUGUGGGAAAGCCUUCAGGGAACACUCUUCACUGAAGACACAUCUGCGAACCCAUACCAGAGAGAAACCAUAUGAAUGCAACCAGUGUGGCAAGCCCUUCCGGACGAGCACUCAUCUGAACGUGCACAAGAGGAUACACACAGGGGAGAAACUGUAUGAGUGCGGGACUUGUGGUCAGGUCUUGAGUCGUCUUUCAACCCUGAAGAGUCACAUGCGAACUCACACUGGAGAGAAGCCCUACGUGUGCCAGGAAUGCGGGCGAGCCUUCAGUGAGCCCUCAUCCCUCAGGAAACAUGCAAGGACUCACAGUGGCAAGAAGCCCUAUGCAUGCCAGGAAUGUGGGCGAGCCUUUGGUCAGUCUUCACAUCUUAUUGUACAUGUGAGAACACACAGUGCCGGGAGACCCUAUCAAUGUAAUCAGUGUGAGAAAGCCUUCAGGCACAGCUCCUCACUCACUGUACACAAAAGAACCCACAUGGGAAGAGAGAACAUCAGGAAUGGUAGCCUGCCUUUACCCAUGUCUCAUCCAUACUGUGGGCCCCUUGCUAAUUAACUUCCAUUUUCUAAAAAUAUAAACACAUAGGGCUAUGACUGUCCCUCAUAAUACUCCUUUAGCUGCAUCUCAUGUUUCAAUGUAUAAUAUUUUCAUUUUGGUUUGAUUGUAAGUAUUGUCUUAACCUCUAUUAUCAUUUAUUCUUUGACCCAUCUAUUAUUUGGAAUUAGAUUUUUCAAAACUAAUACGUGGAUAUAUUUUCAUAGAGGUAUAAUGACUUACAGCGAAAUGCAUACAUCUGAAGUAUACAGUUGGAUGAGUUUGACAGAUGCAUACAUGCAUGUAACCAACACUCAUUCCAGAUAUAGAAUGUUUCUAUCUUUCUGGAAGGUUCCUGCAUGUUAUAUGGCUAUUUCUUAGUUGCCUUUUUGUUGUUGGUUUCUAAUUUAAUUACAUGGUGAGAAGAGUAUGUGGCCUCUUUGUUAUUGAGUCAUAGGUAUUUGCUGAGAUUUGCUAUUAGGUCUGGUGUGGCUUAUUCUUCUAGCUGCCAGCCAAAAUUGCCCCUUCCUCCUUAGAAAAGAACCUGGGUUUUCUGUUCAGAUUGGUGGCAUGCACUAUUAAAAAGCUUCCAUCACCUGGCCGGGCACGGUGGCUCAUGCCUGUAAUCCCUGAGGAUUACAGGCUGAGGCGGGGGGAUCACCUGAGGUCAGGAGUUCGAGACCAGCCUGGCCAACAUGGUGAAACCCCCUCUCUACUAAAAAUACAAAAAUUAGCCAGGUUUGGUGGCAUGCAUCUGUAAUCCCAGCUACUUGGGAGGUUGAGGCAGGACAAUUGCUUGAACCCAGGAGGCGGAGGUUGCAGUGAGCCGAGAUUGUGCCACUGCACUCCAGCCUGGGCAACAGAGUGAGACUGUCUCAAAAAAAUAAUUAAAAAAAAGCUUCCAUCUCCCAGCCCUUCUUGCAAGCAAGGGCAGGCCAUUUCUUCUGGUCCUGGCUAGUAUGAAUGUGAGAAGUCACCGGAUGUGACUCUGGGGAAGAUGUUGUGUUCAGGGAUGGUUUCAUGUAGCCACAUCUCUCCACUUCUUGCCUUUUGGACAAGGAGACAUGAUGUCUAGAGCUAGAGGAGCCCUCCUGUGACCAUAAAGGGUAAAAGCCACAGGCUAAGAGUGUGGCCGGAAGUCAUAUCCAUCUUGCUUCUGUAAUCUAAAAAAUAUUUAGGAUAUAUUUAGUAGAAUUGGCAUAUUUAUGUGAUUGUAGCAGCCCUGGACUAUUUGUUUCUGGAUGUCCCAUACAUGAAAAAUAGGCACUUCUUACUGGUAGAAGAUGGUUUUUUUUUUGUUUGUUUUUUUGUUUUUGUUUUUGGUGGGAGGUUUAUUUCAGCUGAAUAUAAUUCCUAACUGAUGCACUUAGUAUAUGUCAAUUUUUAUAAAUGCUUCAUGGAUGGUUGAAAUCAAUGUAUUGUAUUCUGCAAAUGUCUGGUAGAUCAAGCAUAUGUGUUUAAAAGCCAUCUACACAUUUAUAAAGAUUGAUCUGUGAUCUAGCGUUUAUUAAGAGAGGUAUGUUAAACUCUCCCACCAUGAUUAUGUAUUGCUGAACAAUCUUUGUCCAUUCUGUCAAUUUUUAAAUUUAUGUAUAUACAUACAUAUGUAUGUUUUGAAGCAAUGAAAUUAAAUAUAGAUACUGACAUUUUUUACA